CCUUACUUUAAUAAAAAAAAAUCUAUUUAUUCAGUGUUUAGCAGCGGCUACAACUUCCAUGUUCAUACAUUCCUAAGUUUUUAUCGUACUGGUACGGCUUUGUUGUGACGAAUUUGAGUCUGAUAGACGGUCUUGAAUCAGAAAAGUCCAAGCUGCAAGCGGAGAAAUGGCCCCAUUUGAUCCUCACUCCUUCACAGACUCGAGCCAUCCCCUGACAACCCACAUCGAACUUUCAAUGCAUUUGGAUUUUGACACGAAAACAAUCGAUGGGUCUGCUACCUAUACUCUCCAACAUCCCCACACAGGAGAUCUCUUCCUGGACACCAGAUCCCUCACAAUCCACACUGUUACAGAAACACCCUCAACCAAGCCUAUGCCUUUUUCUCUACAAAACCAUUCAGACCCCAUCAAAGGCAAUCUUCUCAACAUCUUUCUCACAGACCAAUCUUCUUUCCGUAUAACAUUCAAAACCCACGAAUCUGCCUCAGCUCUCCAAUGGUUGAAUCCAUCACAGACCGCAGGGAAAAAGCUACCUUAUGUCUAUACCCAGUGUCAGUCAAUCCACGCUCGUUCAAUAUUCCCUUGUCAAGACACACCCAGAGCAAGGAUUCGUUAUUCUGCUGUGCUCAACAUUCCCCAACAAAUGAGCUCUGCAAUGUCUGCUGCCCACAUGGGUAGAGCUGAGCCCUGCAUUGGAGAAGCCAAAGGAGCAUGCUCCGAUGACAAGUGGGUCGCCCAUGGAAGAGUUGUUGAGCAUUUCUCCAUGCAGCAGCCCAUACCGCCGUAUCUGUUUGCAUUUGUGGCGGGGGAUAUUGCUUCUAGGGAAGUGGGUCCCAGGACUAGAGUUUACUCUGAGCCUUCUCCUAUUCUGGAAGCUGCAGAAAAGGAAUUUGUCAACACAGAGGAGAUGAUUAAGCAGGCAGAGAACCUGUUUGGUGAAUAUGAUUGGGAAAGAUUUGAUCUUGUGGUACUACCUCCCAGUUUUCCUUAUGGUGGCAUGGAGAAUCCCAGGCUGGUUUUCUUGACACCCACUGCAAUUGUUGGGGAUUUAAGCGGAGGGCAUAUUGUGGCCCAUGAGCUUGCUCACAGUUGGACUGGAAAUCUCGUUACCAAUGCCACAAACAAUGAUUUCUGGUUAAAUGAGGGUUUUACAACGUAUGCAGAACGAAGAAUCGUAGAAGUGGUACAGGGCAAGGAACAAGCUUAUUUGAGCAUUGGGUUGGGAUGUGCUGCUUUGAGGGAGGAUGUCCAAAAUUUCAAGGACAAUUUGGGGUUUACAAAACUGAAAACAAAUCAGGAAGGGAUUCAUCCUGAUGAUAUUUACUCCAUAGUGCCUUAUGAGAAGGGUUUUCAGUUCCUAUGGCGUAUUGAGCGGCAGGUUGGACGCUCUGCUUUCGAUGAGUUCUUGAAGAAGUAUAUUGCAAACUUCAAGUUUCAAUCCAUUGACACGGAAACAUUCUUAGACUUUUUGAAGAAGAAUCUGCCAGGCAUAGAGAAGGAAAUUGAUUUGGAUGUUUGGAUAUAUGGCAUCGGCAUUCCUCCAGAUUUCACGGAACCCAUUUCCACUAUCCACAAUAAGGUUUUGGCUGCUUCACACAACUUUAUAGCUGGAAAAAUGCUCUCUGAUGAAGAUGUUAUUGAUUGGAAAGGUUUGGAUUGGCAGCUCUUCUUAAAGAAUCUACCUUCCAAACUUGAAGAAUCCCAGAUAUCAACUCUAGAUGGACGGUUUCAACUUAGUGAAAGCAACAAUUGGGAUGUCAAAGUGUCAUUUCUAACAAUUGUUGCAUAUUCGGGAUAUACAUCUUUAUUUGGGAAAAUUGAGAUGUGUCUUAAAGAAGUUGGAAGGAUGAAGUAUCUUAAGCCACUGUAUACAGGACUGUUGCAAAGCAACUCUGGGGAAGAAGGGAAGAAGCUCGCUAGAAGAGUAUUUGAAGAAGUCAUAGAUUUGUAUCACCCUAUUUCACAGGGAGCACUAAAAUCUCUUUUGGACAAAUUUUCUUAAAUAAAUAAUUACCCUGUGUAUAGAGUGAGAGAACCCAGCUGCGUUUUAUUAUUUGCGUUAAUGAUAAUUCUACAUGAGUAGAUUUGGCUUGUAGGAUAUAAAUUACUAAUUUUGUUGAAAUGUAUCAACUUGGUGGUAACAAUGUAAAUUUUAAGUUUGUAAUAUUUUUGCUAAAAAUAUUCAUCAAUAAUGAUAAGCUAGUAUAUUUUAAAUUU
Messenger RNA from Cryptomeria japonica (Japanese cedar), 2217 nucleotides. Its product is annotated as leucine aminopeptidase. The coding region runs from base 167 to 2002 and encodes 611 amino acids. Gene Ontology annotation, molecular function: metallopeptidase activity; zinc ion binding. The record is from RefSeq and is a predicted model, not a curated record. The transcript has 4 exons. Gene Ontology annotation, cellular component: cytosol. NCBI's taxonomy places the organism in Eukaryota, Viridiplantae, Streptophyta, Pinopsida, Cupressales, Cupressaceae. Gene Ontology annotation, biological process: proteolysis.